AUGCCCGAGAACGAGGCGACGCCAGAACAGCGGACGAAUAGAGUCUUCGAGCUAAUGGACAAGGACCGGGAUGACCGCAUCUCGCUAGAGGAGUUUCUUGAGGGCGUUCAGGCUGACCCAGACGUGCUCCAACUCCUCAAACUGGACACUAUAGCGUUGGGAGUUUCCGCCACGACAGGAACCCACGAGCACAACGACGUAAAUCCGGUGACCCAUCCUCAGCAGCAGCAAACACAGGCAUCGCACCUGCCGAGCGGCAAAGGGGCCGCUACUGUUUGA
Dibothriocephalus latus is the source of this 279-nucleotide messenger RNA. Lineage: Eukaryota; Metazoa; Platyhelminthes; Cestoda; Diphyllobothriidea; Diphyllobothriidae. The record is from the annotation of a GenBank genome assembly.